GACGGAUGUCAAGAUGGGUUUUAAAGACAAAGUAGUAAUUGUAACGGGCGCCAGUUCAGGUAUUGGUGCAGCAGUGGCGGUAGGGUUCAGCUCUGAGGGUGCCCGUGUGGUGAUGGUUGGUCGCAAUGAGAGCAAACUAGCCUCAGUAGCAGCUCGCUGCAACCAACCACUCGUGGUGAAAGCUGAUGUUGGAAACGAUGAAGAUGCACGGCGUAUUAUCGAUCAGACGAUUGAGCAUUUAGGACAAAUUGAUAUUUUAGUUAACAAUGCUGGCGUGUUAGCUUAUGGAAAUCUUUUAUCCGGAAACCUUAUCGAAAGUUAUGAUAAAGUCAUGCGAGUUAACUUACGUGCGGUCGUGAUGUUAACCGCACUGGCAUCAUCUUAUUUAAUUAAUACAAAAGGUAAUAUAAUAAAUAUAUCAAGCGUCUCCACAUUUUGUCCACAGAGUGGUAAUGCAAACAUGUCGAUGUACGCCGCAUCAAAAGCGGCUCUCAAUCACUUUGGUAUGAGUGCUGCAGCAGAAUUAGCACCUUAUGGAGUUCGAGUUAACACAAUAUGCCCUGGGCCGGUGGUUACAAAUAUAUUACAUAAUUCACCUGGUUUUGUGAAUUGGAAUGAUUUUAAGGAAAAAACUGCCUUGAAAAGAUUGUCUCAACCAGAAGAAAUAGCGGAAUUGGUGAUGUUUCUUGCAAGUGAUAAAGCGAAAGCUAUUACUGGUACAAAUCAUGUAACCGACAAUGGUUAUCUCUUGAGGAGUCAUUUAUAAUGAAAUAUAAACCAAUUUUGACAUAAUGAAUUGUAUGAGUAAAAAAAGAGUAUGUUUUAUUAUAAAACUGAGUAUCCUUAUUAUUUAAAAUAUUUCGAUGAUUGUUAAUCGAAUCGGAUAACUAUCCUAACAUCGUGGCAACCAUGUAGUCUUAGGUAUAGGAUAUAAGUUUUAAUA
Molecule: messenger RNA, 943 nt
Organism: Danaus plexippus (monarch butterfly)
Lineage: Eukaryota; Metazoa; Arthropoda; Insecta; Lepidoptera; Nymphalidae
Product: meso-2,3-butanediol dehydrogenase-like
Exons: 1
Coding region: 14-766 (250 amino acids)
Source: RefSeq, a predicted model, not a curated record